AACCUUGAGGCAGCCCGAGGCUUCCCAGUCCAGCUCAGUUCAGGCUGAAUAUCCGGCGCGCGCGCGCGCAGACUCCGGGACAUAAACACACAAAACACACUGAAGCCACCUCUGGCGUCGCCGCCCGGGCGAGCCCCCGCUUCAGGGACUGGUGUGGCGCCCGCUGGCCCUGCGCUGCCCGCCGGAGGAGCCCCGCGAGCUGCCCAGGGGCCCCGGGUGCGCCCUGAGCGCGUGCCGCGGCCACUCGGAGCGGGCGGCGAGCUCCGCGGACACGCAGGCGGUCGGAGCUGCCUCUCAGCCUCUGCCUCCCUCUCCCGCGGCUCGCGGCUUUUUGUUUAAAGCACUCCCCACCCCGCACCCCCGGCUUUCCUCCCGGCGUCUUCAUUGGCAGCGUCCAGAAAGAGUUGAUUGCUACUGAGAUCCGCCGGGAGCCGAGGGGCUGGGGAAGAGCGGAGGUGAGGAAAUCCAAGCGCUGGAAGAUUUUUUUUCUUCAAAAAGCCAUCCCCACCCAGUCAUCGGCUAGUCCUAUCUACCAAAAUCGUCACCAGGACAAUGGAUUGAGUUACUCUUCCCUGGGCCAGAAGAAAGGUUCAGACUUGGGGCAAAAUGAAGGAAAAGGCCAUGAUCAAGACCGCUAAGAUGCAGGGCAACGUGAUGGAGCUGGUGGGAAGUAACCCCCCACAACGAAACUGGAAAGGGAUCGCGAUCGCGCUGCUGGUGAUUCUGGUCAUAUGCUCCCUAAUUGUCACCUCGGUCAUUCUGCUGACACCAGUGGAAGAUAAUAGUCUGUCUCAAAAGAAGAAGGUCACUGUGGAAGAUCUCUUCAGUGAAGAUUUCAAGAUUCAUGACCCUGAGGCUAAGUGGAUAAGCGAUACGGAACUCAUCUACAGAGAACAGAAAGGAUCGGUGAUUCUGCGGAAUGUUGAAACAAAUAUUUCUACUGUGUUAAUAGAAGGCAAAAAAAUUGAAUCGUUAAGAGCCGUCAAAUAUGAAAUCUCUCCAGAUAGAGAAUAUGCACUUUUUUCAUACAAUGUGGAACCAAUAUAUCAACAUUCCUAUACCGGAUAUUAUGUCCUGAGCAAAAUUCCUCACGGGGAUCCUCAAAGUCUGGACCCCCCAGAAGUCAGCAAUGCAAAGCUCCAGUACGCAGGAUGGGGGCCCAAAGGCCAACAGCUGAUAUUUAUCUUUGAAAACAACAUCUACUACUGCGCCCACGUGGGGAAGCAGGCCAUCCGCGUGGUGUCCACGGGGAAGGAAGGCGUGGUCUACAACGGCCUCAGCGACUGGCUGUAUGAAGAGGAGAUUUUGAAGACCCACAUUGCACAUUGGUGGUCUCCGGACGGCACCCGGCUGGCCUAUGCCACCAUCAAUGAUUCUCGCGUCCCUCUCAUGGAGCUGCCGACUUACACAGGCUCCGUCUACCCCACGGUGAAGCCCUACCACUACCCCAAGGCUGGAUGUGAAAACCCCAGUAUCUCCCUACAUGUUAUCGGCUUAAAUGGACCCACCCACGAGCUGGAGAUGAUGCCACCCGAUGACCCGAGAAUGAGGGAGUACUACAUCACCAUGGUGAAGUGGGCCACCAGCACCAAGGUCGCCGUGACCUGGCUGAACAGGGCACAGAACGUGUCCAUCCUCACCCUCUGCGAUGCCACCACGGGGGUCUGCACAAAGAAACACGAGGAUGAGAGUGAGGCCUGGCUCCACAGACAGAAUGAAGAGCCAGUGUUCUCCAAGGAUGGCCGAAAGUUUUUCUUUGUCAGAGCCAUCCCCCAGGGCGGACGAGGGAAAUUCUAUCACAUCACCGUAUCCUCGUCCCAGCCCAACAGCAGCAACGACAACAUCCAGUCCAUUACCUCCGGGGACUGGGACGUCACCAAGAUCCUGUCCUAUGAUGAGAAGCGGAAUAAGAUCUACUUCCUGAGCACGGAGGACCUGCCCCGCCGCCGGCAGCUGUACAGCGCCAACACGGUGGGCAACUUCAACAGGCAGUGCCUGUCCUGCGACCUGCUGGAGAACUGCACCUACUUCAGCGCCUCCUUCAGCCACAGCGCCGACUUCUUCCUGCUCAAGUGCGAAGGUCCUGGCGUCCCACAGGUGACGGUGCACGGCACAGCAGAUAAGAGAAAAAUUUUUGACCUAGAAACAAAUGAACAUGUGCAGAAGGCCAUAAAUGACCGGCAGAUGCCUACGAUAGAAUACGGGAAGAUCGAGAUUGAUGAUUACAACCUGCCCAUGCAGAUCCUGAAGCCAGCGACCUUCACCGACACGGCCCACUACCCUCUGCUCCUGGUGGUGGACGGUACCCCAGGGAGCCAGAGCGUGGCUGAGAGGUUCGAGGUGAGCUGGGAGACGGUGAUGGUGAGCAGCCACGGCGCCGUGGUGGUCAGGUGUGACGGCCGGGGCAGCGGCUUCCAGGGAACCAAGCUCCUGCACGAAGUGAGGCGGCGGCUGGGCUCGCUGGAGGAGAAGGACCAGACGGAGGCUGUGCGGAUGAUGCUGAAGGAGCAGUACAUUGACAGGACCCGGGUGGCUGUCUUCGGGAAGGAUUACGGCGGCUACCUGAGCACCUGCAUUCUGCCGGCCAAGACGGAGAACCAGGGGCCAAUCUUCACCUGUGGCGCUGCCCUCUCCCCAAUAACAGACUUCAAGCUGUAUGCAUCCGCGUUUUCCGAGAGGUACCUGGGCCUCCAUGGGCUGGACAACAGGGCGUAUGAGAUGACCAAGGUAGCCCAUCGGAUCUCCGCAUUAGAGGAACAGAAAUUUCUGAUCAUUCAUGCCACGGCUGACGAAAAAAUCCACUUUCAGCACACAGCAGAACUCAUCACACAGCUCAUUAGAGGGAAGUCCAAUUACAGCCUACAGAUAUACCCGGAUGAGGGCCAUCACCUCCACAGCACCGCCCUGCAGCAGCACCUGCACCGUGCCGUCAUCAGCUUCCUCGUGGAGUGCUUCAGGGUUCAGGACAAAGUGCCGACAGUCGCCACAAAAGAGGACGAGGAGGAUGACUAACGGCCUGCCACGUGGUCUCUCUGCCGUGCCAUGCAGCUGAGGGCUGGGGCGGGGCCGCCGUCCACAGCAUGUGUGUGUCGGACACUGACGGCAGCUCUGCUUGGGAAACAGGCCCCUUCCCUGGUGGCCAUCACCCUCUCCAGCCUCUACCACGUGGAGACACCUCUGCAGCGGUGGCACCUCCUCCUGGCCCUGAGUGACCGGCGCAUCCCACAGCCCCUUCCCAAGGAACACAGCCACGGACGCUGGUGGGAGGCUGCUCUGACCCCCAGAUUCGAGCUCUCAGCAGUAGCAUCAAGACCCACCCUCUGCGUUAGAGUCCUGUGUCCACGUCUGCAGCGUCCCAUGCCGUCCAGUAGAGCAGUGCCCUGGACCAAACAGUAGGAGGAUGAUAGCACAAGCAUUUAGCAGCGCGUGACAGGUAUCGGCUCUCUCCUUCCUGUCAUUAGGAGAUUCAGUAUUGGAAGGGGCUACUUCCGAGGACAGACCCUCCUCUGUACAAAGUAUCACUGUAGCUAUGCCAAUGGUUAACCGUAUAGAACCCAUUCGUAUUUUUCUAUGGUUUUAACCUGACACUCCUUGUCUCUGGUCAUGGGGUUGCUCUGCUGCGCUUUGUUUCCUUUUCUUUUUGGUUUCGCUGUCCUUUCUUCCGUCAAUGUAUAGACUACACUGUUUGGAUAAAGAGACAGACAGAUCAGAAGGAGCGGCUCCCCCUCGAGGCUGACUUCAGGCUUGUGGAGACUUUGCUAAGCAGGGAGACCUCUGGGAGUGUCCCCUUAAGAGAAGAUAUGAGCAAAGCUCUUCCCACUGAGCUGCAUUAGAGCCUGGCUGCAGGUCCACACUGUCCAUUUACAUAUGUCCUGAAAACGGUCCUUGUCCACCUUGGUAAGGUAUUAAUUCUUUCCCUAGGGCAUUUGGUUGAAAACAUAAGGAAAAGUGCUGACCACCUCGGGGCCUGUUGUGUGUGCUCGGGUCUUGGGAACCCGGCAGGUCAGCAUGGGGUGUGCCAGCUUGCUCUCCUGUCUCGGGGCUGGCUCUGUCCCCCUGCUGCCAGCAGUGAGGGUGACAGGCUACGUUAGCUGGGCAGGACACACUCUGACUGCACCUGCAGCCAUGUACAUUUCAUGCCUUUGUAUAUAGAGAAAGGGGUGUGUGUCAGCCCCCCGCCCACCAGACUGGCCUGUGUGGAGCUUGCAUGCGGACACCAUGGCUGGUCUGGACUCUCCAGAAGUGCUAGUUUGAAAUAUAUGGAUUACCGUCA
Messenger RNA from Nycticebus coucang (slow loris), 4273 nucleotides. It is a transcript of the gene DPP6, whose product is annotated as dipeptidyl peptidase like 6. The record is from RefSeq and is a predicted model, not a curated record. The coding region runs from base 607 to 3012 and encodes 801 amino acids. The transcript is spliced from 26 exons. Gene Ontology annotation, biological process: proteolysis. Gene Ontology annotation, molecular function: serine-type peptidase activity; dipeptidyl-peptidase activity. NCBI's taxonomy places the organism in Eukaryota, Metazoa, Chordata, Mammalia, Primates, Lorisidae.